Messenger RNA from Microbotryum saponariae, 1865 nucleotides. NCBI's taxonomy places the organism in Eukaryota, Fungi, Basidiomycota, Microbotryomycetes, Microbotryales, Microbotryaceae. The record is from the annotation of a GenBank genome assembly.
AUGUGGACUGAGACGCUCUACAAGCUCUACAACGCCUCCCCUCGAGCGGUCCGCGCCUUCGCAACCCAUCGAGCUCACACACGUCUUGCGUCUCACGAUCCGCUACAGGACACUGACGCAUCACCUGACUCGAUCGUCCACAGUUCGGCCCAUGCUUCAUACUCUGCGAUCGCCUCAACGAGCUCGCUCUUCCUCGCUCGACCCGUCAUCAGGUAUGUCUCGUCUUCCCCUUGCGUGCUCAGUCCUGCUUGACGACGACUUCCCAGCUGUGAGCCCUUGCUGACCUGAACUGGAGGUCGCACCCUUCCUACAGAUCCUUCUCCGCGUCUGCCUCGUCCUCCUCAACGCGAGCACUGGUAACCUCGGGUCGAAGGAAUUGGGACCCGUUGAGCAAAGCCGGCAUCUCGGCUCGUCGAGGAUUCGCAUCCAGCUCCAUCAGUGCAGGUUGGAUUCCUUCGUUCCAGUGGCGUAGCAAUCCUGCGGCCACCGAAGUGACAUCAGCGAGUAACGGCACUGGUUUCGUUCCCGAGCAUUCUGCGGCUGCACCCACACCAGGUGCCGCCGACAUCGUCACGCCGUCCCCGGCGACACCUUCGACAACGACGCCCGCGGAGCCUUCCGUUUCAGCAGCGGCUACAGCCCCACCACAGACAUCAUCUACCGCCGCCGAAGCCGUCAACACAUCCGCAGAUGCUGCUGCGACUGCGACCGAGCCCACCUUCUAUCUCCCUGGCGACUCGCACAUCUUUUCCGGAACGCUCGAUCUCACUUCCCUGGCUGGAGCAUGGGGUCCCCACCCGAUCCAGCGUCUCCAAUCUAUGUUCCUCCACCUCCACGAAUCAUUCCCCUUGAUCACACCAACGACCGGUCUCCCAUGGUACAUCCUCAUCCCGACGGUCACGAUCGGUUUGCGCAUGCUCCUCUUUUGGUUCCAAGUCCGCGCCAACGCCAACGCCGCUCGUUUGGCCAUCAUCCAACCCCAGAUGUUGGCCGGGAUGGAAAAGGUCAAACAGGCCAAAGCUCGCAACGACAUGACUAGUGCUCAAGCCGCGCAGAUGGAGACGGCGGCGUUGAUGAAGAGGCACAAGGUCAACCCGAUCAAGAACCUCGUCUUCCCUUUGGCGCAGGGCACGGUCUUUAUGGUCAUGUUCUUUGCUCUGAAGGGCUUGGCGAAUGCCGGUUUGCCCUCGAUGGCACAGGAAGGUUUCGGAUGGGUGCAGGACCUGAUGCAGCGUGAUCCGACGUGGGUGCUGCCGAUCGCUUCCAGUGCUCUGACGUUGGCAACCUUGGAACUAGGCGUCGACAAGACGACGACGGUGCAAACGACGACGACCAAGAACAUGAAGAUGGCGUUCCGCUUCUUGCUCGUUAUCUCGAUCCCCUUCAUCGGCUACUUCCCCGCCGCACUCUUGUUGUUCUGGUGCACGAACAACUCCAUCUCGUUGCUCCAAUCCCAAAUCCUCAAACUCGAACCCGUCAGAGCCUUCUUCAACAUCCCAACACCGCCUCCCAAGGCUUUGCCUGGUCAAAAGGGUUACAUCAAAGAACCUUCUUUCUCUGAAGCGUUCAAAAACAUGCAAACCGCGACCAAGGAAAUGUCGGAGCAAGCGGCUGAGAAAUCGAGGGCCCAAAAGGAGAUCAAGAACAAAGACGGGCAACAGCUCGCCAGGGCCGAAAUGUACGUCCCGACGAACCAUAGCAGCAAAAUUGGUAAGGUUGAGGAGGUGGCGAGGAGUUUGACGCCCGAUGGGGCGCUCAAGGGUGCCAAGGGGGUGAUCAGGGCCGAGUCGCCUAUUGAUUUGCAGGAUGAGAAGAUCAGGAGGGUGCAGGCUGCGAGGGAACGCAGGCACAAGAUGAAGCAGUAG